AUGGUCGGGGGAGUGGAUCCUCCGUACGAACGCUUUGAGGAUGAGGUGCCAAGCUCCGAUCCCAAACAAUCAUAUCAUGACGGCACUAAUCCCACGAGUACAGGUGAUGAAAUAACGGCUCACAUUACUCCUCCUGCUGAAUCCAGCUAUCUCUUAUUUUUUCAGGUAGUGUUCCCGUUCUCGAUCGCUGGCAUGGGAAUGGUCUUUGCUGGAGUUGUACUUGAUAUUGUGCAACACUGGAAAUUGUUUAAAGAAGUUCCUGAAAUAUUCAUCCUUGUACCAGCACUUUUGGGCCUUAAAGGAAACUUGGAAAUGACUUUGGCUAGUAGACUUUCUACAUUGGCUAACUUGGGCCACUUAGACAGCUCAACUCAGCGACGUGAAGUGGUUUUGUCGAAUUUAGCGCUAAUACAAGUGCAAGCAACUGUUAUUGCUUUCCUUGCAUCGGCAUUCGCGAUGGCUUUGGCUUGGAUUCCACGUGGACAGCUAGACUGGUCCCACGCUGCCCUGCUUUGUGCAUCUUCAUUGGCGACGGCGUGUUGUGCAUCACUAAUACUCAGUGUGCUUAUGGCCUUCGUCGUAAUUUUCUCCAGGAAAUAUAAUAUUAAUCCCGAUAACGUGGCCACCCCCAUCGCUGCAUCCUUAGGUGAUCUUACUACACUAGCGGUUUUAUCCAUGUUCGGAAGUGUAUUUCUUGACGCUCAUCUCACAGAAUCAUGGUUAAAUGUUACGAUUAUAAUUGUUCUUCUACUAAUUGCACCCAUAUGGAUCCGACUGGCACUUCGCGAUGAUGGAGCGAAAGAGGUUCUUACCGAAGGUUGGUCUCCUAUUAUCUUCUCUAUGUUAAUGAGCAGUGGAGGUGGCUUUAUCUUGGAAAACGCCGUUCGACAAUAUCCAAAUGUGGCAAUAUUUCAACCUGUGAUUAAUGGAGUCGGUGGAAAUCUAGCCGCUGUGCAGGCUAGCCGACUUUCGACGUAUUUCCACCAAAGUGCUACACUAGGAGAGCUGCCUGAUGGAUGGACCUUCCAACGUUUCCAUAGUUUCAGACGAGCUUUCUUCAGCAAAGAUACCGAUUCGCGGUCCGCUCGUGUUCUACUUUUCCUCGUUGUCCCUGGACACAUAGCAUUCAAUUGGUUCAUACGUGUUUUUCACUUUGGGUCAAUCAUUCCUCCUCACGGUGCUUUAUUCACCAGUCUAUACCUCAUUGCGGCUUUAACACAGGUCGUGAUACUAUUGUACAUCUGUCAAUAUAUGGUUGCGGUGAUGUGGACGUGGCGAAUCAACCCAGACAAUGCUGCUAUCCCUUACCUGACAGCGCUAGGAGAUGUGUUGGGCACUCUACUUCUAUUUCUGUUGUUUUUGUUCCUUGAUAAAAUCGAUUCUAAGGAAAUAUUAGUUAACUGA
Necator americanus (New World hookworm) is the source of this 1404-nucleotide messenger RNA. RefSeq lists its product as uncharacterized. Gene Ontology annotation, biological process: monoatomic cation transport. Lineage: Eukaryota; Metazoa; Nematoda; Chromadorea; Rhabditida; Ancylostomatidae. Gene Ontology annotation, cellular component: plasma membrane. The transcript has 10 exons. Gene Ontology annotation, molecular function: monoatomic cation transmembrane transporter activity. The record is from RefSeq and is a predicted model, not a curated record. The coding region runs from base 1 to 1404 and encodes 467 amino acids.